AUGAAUGGUAAAAUCUUAUUUAUAAUUAUCGGAUUACUUGCAUACGGUAUCCAUUAUUGUUCGUUAUUCUUACCAAUUAUCAGUGGCUAUGGCACAAAGUACAUUUGUUCGUCGAUAUUUAUCGCUGGUCAUGACGAAGGUCGACAGCGUGCGGAAGAUCUUGCCUUUUUUCCUCUGAACUAUGCCACCUUUAUCGUUAAUCAUACCGAUUUAUCUGUGACUGGUUCAGUGUUUGGGUUUAUUCGACGAAAAGCUAUCUAUAGAAACGGACUUGGCGCAACCUUAGUUAACGAUUUCACAGAAGAACAAAUCCGUACUCAACCAUUUAAAGUUCCCACGCCACCAAACGUCAAUCAAGAUGACCUUCCAUGGCCAAUGGGUAAUAAAAUCAGUGACGGAGUCUACCCAGUUAACGUCAAUCGAGCAUUAGUACAAGAAGCUGUAGACUCGCUAUUUAUUGAGAAAGAUCCCACUAAAUUGAUACGUACACGAGCAGCCAUUGUUGUAUAUGAUGGUGCAUUAAUUGCCGAACGAUAUGGCACUGGUUAUUCCCGAUCAACGAAAUUUCUGGGUUGGAGUAUGACAAAGAGUAUUAUCAGUGCGUUAGUCGGCAUCCUCGUCAAAGGCAACAAACUGAAUAUUGAUGCACCUGCACCAGUGCCGGAAUGGAAUAAUACUAAUGAUCCUCGACAUUCAAUCACAAUCAAACAUUUGUUACAACAAAACAGUGGCUUAGAUUUUGUCGAAGAUUAUUAUUCAUAUAGUGAUGUUACUCGAAUGUUAUUCAGCACCGGCGAUAUGGCUGCAUUUGCUGCUUCACAUGCGCUAAAACAUAAACCAGGAACUUAUUGUUACUAUACUAGUGCAAAUACGAAUAUACUGUCACGCAUUAUUCGACAUACUGUUGGCGAACAAGACUAUCAUUCAUUUCCCUAUCGGGCUCUGUUUCAUAAACUCGGCAUGAACAAUAUGACGAUGGAAGUUGAUGCAUCGGGUACAUUUGUUGGCUCAUCGUAUUCAUGGGGAACUGCACGUGAUUGGGCACGAUUUGGUUUGUUAUAUAUGAAUAAAGGCUUUUAUAACAAUGAACAGAUUUUAUCAGAAGAAUGGGUUAAACAAUCAGCAACAUUAGGAGGUUCUAAUAUUUACGGUGAAUACGGUUAUCAAUUUUGGUUAAAUACAGGAAAGGAGAAUGAUUCAUCCACACGGCGCUUUCCCGAUGUACCGACAGAUAUGUUUUUUGCCAGUGGUUUUGAUGGUCAGGCAGUAUUUGUUAUUCCAUCGAAGAAAUUAGUCGUCGUUCGAUUAGGCUUGACAAAAACACCCGAUGGAGAGUAUGGUGCUAAUAAUUUUUUGAAAACGAUCAUUGAUGCAAUUAGUUAA
Messenger RNA from Adineta ricciae, 1383 nucleotides. The record is from the annotation of a GenBank genome assembly. NCBI's taxonomy places the organism in Eukaryota, Metazoa, Rotifera, Eurotatoria, Adinetida, Adinetidae.